Molecule: messenger RNA, 1972 nt
Organism: Thrips palmi
Lineage: Eukaryota; Metazoa; Arthropoda; Insecta; Thysanoptera; Thripidae
Gene: NELF-B
Product: negative elongation factor B
Exons: 13
Coding region: 176-1972 (598 amino acids)
Biological process (GO): negative regulation of transcription elongation by RNA polymerase II
Cellular component (GO): nucleus; NELF complex
Source: RefSeq, a predicted model, not a curated record
GCCACCUCGAGAAGACAGAGCGCGCUGGCGCGGAGCUUUGCCUGCCGUCGAACGCGAUCAAAACAAACAUAAGCUUAAAGUUGUUUGGGUUGUGUCAUGAGUUGUACUUAUUGUGCCGAUUUUAUUUUCAAUCAAUCCAUAAAAAGUUUUUUACUAUUUGAAAUUUAGAAGUAAUAUGCCACCUCAACCGGAGACACGGUCGGGGUCUGGUGGGAGCAGCCGUCAAACUCCUCUUCCUGGUACUGGUCUGGAAGAAAUUGGAGUGCCAGGACAAAACUACCUGCGGGAUGCUCUGACAAGCUGUACUGAUCCAUUGAAAGCUAUUGAAGAAUUCCAGCAUGAAAAUGGUAUCCUGCUACCUUCCCUUAGACAAAUGUUACCUCUGUUGGAUUUACAUGGGGUUCGACGAUUGGAUUUCCACACUUCAGUCCUGGAGGAGUUACGUGACAGACUGGUGUCACAUAUUGAAACAAUAGGACAAAAAGAAGGCAGGGAAAGAGAUCGAAAGUUAAAAGAACUCUUAAACAAGAGCUUUCCAUUAGUUCAGGUCAAAGCUCUUAGGCCUGUUGUGAUGGGAAUCCUUAAAAAUACCCCUCAUAUUGAUGACAAAUAUCUUCGAGUUUUGGUUAAAGACAGAGAGCUAUACAAUGAUACUGACACUGAAGUGAAACAGCAGAUCUGGAAAGAUAAUCAAUCACUUUUCGGUGAUGAAGUUUCUCCCUUGCUUAGUCAAUAUAUCAAGGAAAAAGAGAACAUAUUAUUUGACCAUCAAAACUUAACAAAUCUAUUCUUCAGCCCAUCACCAAAAGUAAGACGGCAGGGUGAAGUUGUUCAAAAGCUCGCUCACAUGAUUGGUAAUAGUGUUAAGUUGUAUGAUAUGGUUCUUCAGUUUUUACGAACACUAUUUUUGCGCACAAGAAAUGUUCAUUAUUGCACAUUGAGAGCAGAAUUGCUCAUGGCUCUACACGACCUUGAAAUCCAAGACAUUAUAUCUGUUGACCCCUGUCAUAAGUUCACAUGGUGCUUAGACGCUUGUAUAAGAGAAAAGAAUGUUGAUAUUAAACGAUCAAGAGAACUCCAGGGAUUCCUUGACAGCAUCAAACGUGGUCAAGAACAGGUCUUAGGAGACUUAUCUAUGACGUUAUGCGAUCCUUAUGCAAUUAACUUCCUUGCAACCUCUGCUAUGAAAAUACUUAACCACAUUAUUAUUAAUGAGGGCAUGGCAAGGGAUAACACCGUUUUAGUUCUGUUGUUGAGAAUGCUAGCGCUAGGGCUUAGUGCUUGGAAUAUGAUUGACUCGCAGGAAUUCAAAGAGCCUAAGCUCGAUCCCCAAGUUGUCACAAAGUUUAUCCCUGCUCUCAUGUCUCUCAUGGUAGAUGAUCAAGUCCGUCAGUUAAGUGCAAAAUUGCCACCAGAUGAACGAGAGUCUGCCAUUACAAUCAUUGAACAUUCUGGCCCACCACCUGAUGCCUGUCAAGCUUAUGUACAAGAAAGCUCAGUCGCAUCAAUCUUGUCUAUGUAUUAUACUCUUCAUACAGCACGUUCAAAAGACAGAGUUGGUCUAAUGAGAAUUUUAGGAACUCUAGCAGGCUGUGAAAGUGAUAGAGCUUUCGAGGAUCCUUUUCUUCAUUUUUUGGUUUCUCUCCUUGUUCACAUGGGAGAAGAGUUUGUCGCAGAAGACUUCUGUACUGUAGUCUUUGAUGAAUUUUUUUAUGCUGGACUCACAAGGGAUAAUGUGACUAGACACUUACUAAAACUUCUGUGGUAUGUCUACCCCAAGUUGCCUGCCAGCCGAUUACAUACACUAGUGAAAGCUCUGCAGCCAUCCUCUCAGCAAAAUGAAGCAGUUCACCGUCUUUACGAUGCUCUCAAUGAGAGAAUUGGAAAUGAAGAAGCUGCUCCUGUUGUGCCAGCAAAUAUGGACUAUUUAGAGAGCCCGUUGAUGAGUGUGCCGACCCCAGCACCUAUAUAA